This is a messenger RNA of Gryllus bimaculatus (two-spotted cricket), 1205 nucleotides long. The record is from the annotation of a GenBank genome assembly. NCBI's taxonomy places the organism in Eukaryota, Metazoa, Arthropoda, Insecta, Orthoptera, Gryllidae.
CCCGACGCGACGGCCCAACCGCGCGCGCUCUGCUCUCUCGAGUGGGCGGCGGUGGCGGUGGGACCGCCGGCGCCCCUGCCCCGAGCCCACGGGGUCUCCGUGGGUCUCCCGCCGCGUGUGCCCAAGCCGUUAGCGCUCAGGCGCCUCUGCCGCUAGUCUCUCAGUGUUGCCAAUUGCGUCUGGGGAGCAUCAUGGAUUUGUUCAGGACCUUCGGGGCGGCCGCCGCCGUCGCCGCGGAGGAGCCGCAGUCGCGCCGCAAACCGGCCGCCGCACCAACGAGGACCCGGGCGGGGGGCGCACCGCCCCGGCGCCCGCGCCCGCCCCCCGCCCCCACGCCCCCGGCCUCGGCCCCGCCCCGGCCCAGCCCCAGCCCCGCCUCCGACGCGGAUCUCAACCACAAGUACCUGCACAAAAAGUUCAGAAGAUGGCGUCGGCCAGCGUCGACGAGGCUGCGAUGCCGGCCGCGCGCCGUCGCCGCCCGCCGCCGCCGACCCGCCGCCGGCGCCCGCCCCCGUCGUCGCGGGGGUGGACGCCGACGCCGCCCCCGGGUCGCCGCUCGUCGCGGCGGCCGGCGGACCGCGCUCGUCAACGGCGGCGAGGCGGCGGCCGGCGACGACGGGCGCGUCGGGCGGCGGCAGCGGGAAGUACGUGUGUCCGUACUGCGCCUGGCGUGCGCCAAGCCCAGCGUGCUCCAGAAGCACGUGCGCGCCCACACCAACGAGCGGCCUACCCGUGCGAAGCAGUGCGGCUUGCCUCAAGACGCGCUCCAACUGUACAAGCACCGGCGCUCGCGGGCGCACACGCUGCGCUCCAUGGGCCGAGGCGGGGGCGGGGGCGGCGGCACGCCCGGCGGCACCCCGUCGGCACGCCGUCCCGGCACGCGUCGGGCUCCCCCGACCGACAGCCCCGACGAGGACGCCGGCUGCUCGCCGCCCGCCGCCGCCGCGCCGUCGCCCGCGUCGCUCCCCGGCGCCCGCCACGCCCCGCCCCUGCCCCGCCCCGCCGUGUACGCGCCGGCGCGCCGCUGCGUCGUGGCCGCUGCUUUGGCGCGGCGCCCGCCAACGGCGCCAAACAAGAUCUACAAGCCCCAAGUUCACCAGGCGGCUCUCUACAGGGCGAGGCAGAGGAGGAGGCGCUGGCGGCGGCGGCUGUGCCCGCCGCCCCGUCGCCCGCGCACUCGCAAGGCAAACCAAUUAUAUACUUAG